Messenger RNA from Mytilus californianus (California mussel), 1647 nucleotides. RefSeq lists its product as uncharacterized. Lineage: Eukaryota; Metazoa; Mollusca; Bivalvia; Mytilida; Mytilidae. The transcript is spliced from 7 exons. Gene Ontology annotation, molecular function: protein binding. Bases 73 to 1497 code for a protein of 474 amino acids. The record is from RefSeq and is a predicted model, not a curated record.
GAUUGGGAACACUGGUCUGAAUUCAAAGAACAUAUUCGAAAUGUUCAGGGGACUCCUGACGGUACGCUUAAAAUGAAACACACCACUGACAACCGGUUUAACGAAAUUGACGGCAUUUACAAAUGCAAAACUUCCAACGAUAUAAAUGGUACAAAUGGACGCUUAUAUCAGAAAGGAUCAGUUCUCAUAAACAAUAAAGUUCCGCCGACAUUUGUGAACUCAAAUAAGCAAAUUCAAAUCGGUCGUUAUGGUAAAGAAAUUAACUUGACAGUGCUAGUGUACAAUAAGUAUGGCAAAUUAAAAACAAACCUAUCAAAACAGAAUAAGUAUCUGAAUGCACAUGAAAUACAGGAGAUGAUUCGAAUACAGGCCAUGGUCUAUGGUGUAAACAUAACAGUGGCUUGUAUAAAGAUAACAUUCCAACUGACACUUGAUGAAAUAGAAGACUUUACAGAUUAUACAAUAGAAGCUUGCAACAAAAAGGGGUGUAAUAAACUAACGGUGAAGAUAAAAUCGGAAAAUCGACCAGAGCCUCCCACAAAUAUGUCAGUAAUUCCAUUUGACAGAUAUUUGACAGUAUUGUGGUAUCCUGGAUACAACGGGGGUUUUCCACAGACAUUUUUCAUAGAAUACAAACAAGAGGCAAAGGAAAUAUGGAGACGGUCAAAACCUGUAAUCGAUAACAUGCAGGCUAGAAUGUCAAAUGUCCUGUUUAACAUGAGUCCACAAACUCGAUAUCUUGUUCGGGUAUUGUCAACAAAUGAAAUUGGAGAAAUCAAAAAGACGGCUCUCACUCCUAUAAUGACUUUAGCCAUUCAUUCAUCAGGUGAAAAAUCACUAUCUGUCCAAGGCAUCGUCAUUGUAGUACUAGUGUUUGUUAAUAUAAUCAUAGGAGUAGGGAUCGGAUUAUUUGUUCGUUACUUUAAACAGAAGAUCAAGAAGAGGGUGAUGACAGCAGUAAAUGUCCGAACAUCAGAAGCGAGUAAUGUCGACAGUGCUAAUUAUGCAGAUAUAACGGAAGACGAAAACAACCAGACAUCAUCACAAGAAAACGGAAGUCCGAUCCUGUCAACAGUCAACAUGAUUGGUGUUGAAAAUAGAGAUGAAGCUACCUUGUCAUCAGAAAAUGCAUCAGUAGCGUCAGACAAUGAUAUCAAUGAUGUAGACAAUUAUGAUGGUAUAUAUGAACAACCAUACACAACACUGGUGGUACAAAAUCGUGCUGACGACGAAAAUGUGUAUCUAAUUACAAAACAGAACUCAAUCUAUGAGAAUGAAACUACUUUGGAUAAUUCAGCUAGUGAAAUUUCUUGUGAAUUCUUACAUGAUACUUCACCGGUGGAACCAAACCUACCUGUUUAUGAAAAUGUCGUUCAAGAGAAAGCUUACCUGAACUACAUUGCUACAUGUAACGACAUCGACAAUGAUUUUCACCGUUUACACAUUGAUCCACAAAAUUGUAAGGCAGAAGACAUUAACAUGGUGCUGAAACUAUAGGAUAAGAUUCAUAAUUCGGACUUUACUUUUUUGUACAUGUACAAUUGUACAGCUGAACAUACAAGUGUCAUUAGAUGUGUUCCUUGUACUAAAUAACCAUUCAACACUUGCAUGCGGUAUAUUUCUUUAAAGUGAUUUUUCAUGGCCAAU